AUGGACUUGAAUGACAUUUUAUCCGAAACAAUGUUUCGCUGGAUGAACGAAGCCGAGCAAGUCAUUGCUAGUGUGGGUGGUGGUAGAAAAGUCUUCAAACUGGAGUUCGAUUGCGACGGCAUGCCUGAUAUCGCGAAAGAGAUGUUUGAUCUGGCACAAGAAGGUGCGGCAUGGCAAGUUGCGAUUGGCCUCUCGUUGCAGAAGAUAGGAUCCUCAGGCGACGCGCUCGAGUCGGGCUUUCUGAAACUGUUCUCAUGGGAUCCAUCUGGCCUGCUCCACGAUAAGCUACACCGGAUGGAAGAUCCCGCAUCUCUAUCGUGCAGCAACUUCCGUUUCGGAAUGGAUAGUGAGCUACGGGACUCUAUUCUGCAGAACGAUUGGUCUCGGCAAAAGUAUACCGAGUUCUUCCGUCGGCGGAAGACAUGUAACAGUCGAUGGGAGAAGUUGUGGAGGGUACAAACAGCGGGAGAGUCAUUCAGCGAUCCGAUAAUUCUGGACUGA
Alternaria novae-zelandiae is the source of this 501-nucleotide messenger RNA. RefSeq lists its product as uncharacterized. The record is from RefSeq and is a predicted model, not a curated record. The coding region runs from base 1 to 501 and encodes 166 amino acids. The transcript is spliced from 2 exons. Lineage: Eukaryota; Fungi; Ascomycota; Dothideomycetes; Pleosporales; Pleosporaceae.